AUGGAGGCUAAUCUGCACUCUCCUGUAAAACUACCAACCACUAUGGAACUAGAUAUGGAGCCAGAUGAGGAAUCAGAUUUUUUCGUCAACUUCACUAGCGCCACUCAAUAUAUCGGAUCAACCCCUUCUGCUAUCAUGAGAAUCCUUAAUAGGGAGAUGGAGACAACUAAGAUGACGUUAUUAGUACUAUUCAUUAAUGUGAACCCGAAAUUCAUCGAGACGACUCCAUCGAAAAUGCUCCCGAAAUCCGCACGAAUUAGUUAUAAUCAUAAGACGCGACAAAUGAUUGUUAAACUAACAGGGCCAGCCCAUGGAGAAGUGACGGGCGGCAUCAGCGCUGAAGUCAUCCGUCGCGUCACCCUUAUGUCUGAGAUUCUUAGCGAAGACCUAUAUCCGAUGAAUCAUGGUCGGAUUCGAGGCAACGCUAUCUCGAAGGAGCCGGAUUGGUCUGUUCGACCUUAUACCCUCCCGCUAGGCCACCAUCGCGUGUGGCCAUCAAUUGUUCUAGAGACCGGUGUUUCCGAAAACAUGAAUGAAUUGAUGAAGGACGCCAGGUGGUGGCUGUCAAAUAGUAAGGGCCUAGUAAAUAUGGUCCUUGUUGUGACAGUUGAUCAAAAAAUUCCACAUAUCACGUUCCGAUGCGUGGUCAUCACCAAUACCUUUGCUCGUCACACUGGCAUUACUAGAUAUGUCUGUUCAACCCGUCAUGAAAUGGAACAAACGCGAGAUGCCAAUGGGAGCGUCGUCACCACUAAUGGCCCCUUAGUUUUUCACAUUGAUGAACUCUUCCUCCGAACACCAAUUGCGCCAGAAACAGAUAUCAUAUUCAGCGCUCAAGUCAUGGAUAGACUUGCCUCCGAAGUUUGGAAGACUCUUGGAAUUUAG
Messenger RNA from Penicillium taxi, 885 nucleotides. RefSeq lists its product as uncharacterized. The transcript has a single exon. The record is from RefSeq and is a predicted model, not a curated record. NCBI's taxonomy places the organism in Eukaryota, Fungi, Ascomycota, Eurotiomycetes, Eurotiales, Aspergillaceae. Bases 1 to 885 code for a protein of 294 amino acids.